This is a messenger RNA of Cokeromyces recurvatus, 1052 nucleotides long. RefSeq lists its product as uncharacterized. Bases 108 to 1007 code for a protein of 299 amino acids. The transcript has a single exon. Lineage: Eukaryota; Fungi; Mucoromycota; Mucoromycetes; Mucorales; Mucoraceae. The record is from RefSeq and is a predicted model, not a curated record.
CGGACAUAGAAAAACCUAUUAAGGGGGGGAAGGAGAGAGUAAAUGAAAAAUGAAUAAUUGCAGUACUUGCUAAUUUUUUUUUUUUUUGAUUAAUUAACAUUACCAAAAUGGAUUCAGACAUUUCAAAAGCAGUAGACACAUCGACUUAUAAAAGCCCUAUAAAAAGCAUAGAAAGAUCGUUAGCACUUGCAUUUCCAAUUUUUUAUGCAAAAGUGGAGUCUUCUAUGAAAGAUAUAUCAUCUUCUACUAUUACUCCUCUUCUCCGCAAUAAGCGACGACGACGCUUAAUUAUAAACUCAGAUAAUAAAAGGAAGAAGAAGAAGAGGGAGGUAAAUAAGCAUUAUCGUUGGCUUCAAACAAAUGUAAGUGCGGAAAAUAUAAUAAAGAAAAUCAAAGUAACUGAUCAAGAAGGUAAAUAUGAAAAUAUGAUAAAAAGAAAAAAAAACUUGUCAAGAUUUAUUUUUCUUUUUACCUUAGUCAAAGAAAUGCCUAUGAUGAAAGAUAAUGAAUUUUAUUGUUCUAUUUGUGAUAUUCAAUUUGAAUAUCAUGGAAGCUUUACGCGUCAUUUAAGAUAUACACACAAAUUAAAAAAGUUAUCUUCAGAUAUUAAAAAAGAAAUAAAUGCUACAAACGAGAAUUUACCUGAAUCUUCAUGGGAUGAUCAUUCUCUAAACACCCAACACCAAAAAAGGGCUUUUAUUGGGUCUCUGUUACAUAAGAGAAGCAAGUCACUACUGAAUGAAUAUAACUUCCUUAGCAACGAUGAAUCAAAGAAGGAUAAAAAGAUAUCAAAUGAUGAUGUAUCUUUUGAUAAUGAAAGUGUAUCUACUGAAGAAUUAUUAUCCUUGUUUUCUGAUAGUGAAAGCAUAUCAACUGAAGAGUUAUUAUCCUUAUUUUCUGAUCAGGAUGAUGAUGAUGAUGAAAGCAUGAAGAAUACACAUCAUUACCACUCUUGUCUCAAAAGUGAGGAUAAUAAUAAUAAUAGUUUCAAAUAUGAAAAUGUAUAAGCAUAAGGAAAUUUAUAACUGUAAAAAAGAAAAAAGAAAAAAAAA